AUAAUAAUAAUCUAGCCCAAAAUUCUUACUGAGAAUUGGGAGAAACGUGAUGGAAUAUAAUUUUUUCACCUCAGUUUAUAUCACAUUUUGUAUCACUCUGGGUAUGUUGUUUCUCAUAAAAUGGUUCUUAGGACUUCUUCUUGGGGAUGAUGGUGGUGGUAAGCAGCUCCCUCCAUGCCCGCCUGGAAUUCCGAUGAUCGGAAACUUAGUGGGAAUGCUCAUGAACAGACCAACUACCAAGUGGAUAGUUCGUGUGAUGAACGAUAUGAAGACGGAUAUAGCUUGCUUCCGCUUCGGUCGUGUUCAUGUCAUUGCCAUAACGUCUGAUGAGAUUGCCCGUGAAGUCGUCAAGGAAAAAGACUCGGUGUUUGCAGACAGGCCGGACUCUUACUCCGCCGAAUACAUAAGUUGCGGGUACAAGGGGGUGGUGUUCGAUGAGUACGGCGAGAGACAAAUGAAGAUGAAGAAAGUGAUGACGUCCGAGUUAAUGUCCACAAAGGCUUUAGACUUAUUACGCGACGUUAGAAACUUGGAAUCCGACAACCUCCUCGCAUAUGUUCUUAACCUAUACAAGAAAGGUGGGUUAGUGAACGUAAGGGAUAUCGUAUGCACCCACACUCACAGUGUGAAGAUGAGACUCUUGUUUGGUCGAAAGCAUUUCAAGGAAACGACAAAGGAUGGGAGCCUCGGUCCGAUGGAGAAAGAACAUUUUGACGCCAUUUUCAAGGCUCUUGAUUGUUUCUUUAGCUUUUACAUAGCUGAUUACUACUCUUUAUUUAGAGGAUGGAAUCUUCAAGGAGAGGAGGUUGUGUUAAGAGAAGCCGUUGAUGUUAUCGCUAAGUACAACAAAAUGAUUAUUGAUGAGAAGAUAGACUUGUGGAGAAAAAACUGCGAUGCAAACAAGAACGUGCCCAAGGAUUGGCUAGAUAUCCUCUUCACUCUCAAAGAUGAUAAGGGCAAGCCGCUGCUUACGCCCGAAGAAAUCACACAUCUUUCCAUUGAUCUUGAUGUAGUGGGCAUUGAUAAUGCAGUGAAUGUAAUAGAGUGGACAUUAGCGGAAAUGUUGAACCAAAGAGAGAUUCUUGAACAAGCAGUGGAAGAGAUUGAUAGGGUUGUGGGAAAAGAUAGACUUGUUCAAGAAUCAGAUGUACCAAAGCUAAAUUACGUCAAAGCGUGUAUCAGAGAAACUCUUAGACUUCACCCUACCAACCCUUUCCUCGUCCCUCACAUGGCUCGUCAAGACACAACUCUCGCUGGAUAUUUCGUCCCAAAAGGCAGUCAUAUUCUAGUGAGUCGUCCUGGUAUUGGUCGAAACCCUAAAACAUGGGACGAGCCACUCAUCUACAAGCCUGAGCGUCACCUAACCGGUGAUGAAGUGAUGUUGACUGAGCCAGACAUGCGACUCGUUUCAUUUGGAACCGGUAGGCGUGGCUGCGUUGGGACUAAGCUUGGGACCUAUAUGAUUGUUACAUUACUGGGAAGGCUUCUUCAAGGGUUCGACUGGACGCUUCCUCCAAAGACGGGCAAAGUCGAGCUAGUCGAAUCGAAAGAAAACUUAUUCAUGGCUAAACCUCUCUUGGCUUGUGUCGAGCCUAGAUUAGAUCCCAACAUGUAUCCUAAACGUCGGACCAGACUGGCUUGAUCACAACGGUUAACUAUGACCCAUUAGUUGUUUUUCGAAUUUCGUAUUUAUUUUACA
Molecule: messenger RNA, 1699 nt
Organism: Brassica oleracea var. oleracea
Lineage: Eukaryota; Viridiplantae; Streptophyta; Magnoliopsida; Brassicales; Brassicaceae
Product: dihomomethionine N-hydroxylase
Exons: 4
Coding region: 50-1642 (530 amino acids)
Molecular function (GO): oxidoreductase activity, acting on paired donors, with incorporation or reduction of molecular oxygen; iron ion binding; monooxygenase activity
Source: RefSeq, a predicted model, not a curated record